UGCGGCCCGCCAAACUGUAAGAAGUUCUAUCAUAAUUCUCAUGAAAAUCUUCUUUUCUGGUGUAUUGACCUUUGUUUAAGUGCAGAACAUUAUUCUGUUUUCGUGUAGUGUUGUUGUCUUUUUUUUAAAGUUCUUUCCGACUCGAUACCCAUUUUUCCAAUUAUUCCAACACCACACGAACGCAGCAUUUCUCUACAUUUUUGUUUUUCCUGAUGUUUGGGUCUACAUUCCCCGGUGUUUCUCUAUCUCUUAUGAGGUGGAUUACCAAAACACUCCACUGGUCCGGUCCCGGUCCGGCCCUUCUGUUAGAGUUUAGAACCCUUUGUAGCCCCCCAGUCAGAACGUUUGCCCACCCCGGGUCAAUGCCAAGGAACAAGUCCCUGAAGGAGUCUCAAGUCAGGUUUCGCCACGAGCUCGUCCACUUCCACUGAAGUCCACUGAGGUCGACACACUUCAGGCUAAGAUUUGUCUGACUCCGCCCAUGGCCACUGUAGCCAUAGCAACAAAAUCAUUAAUGAUCCUUGAAAACAGCAGAUUUCCAAACUUGGGAACCGAUAAAUGAAACCCUGUGUGUGAAAUUAUUGUUGUGAUGUUUCAACUCAGAGAAACUUUUGUGGCCUUUGCCUUUUUGUUCUGUCAUCCUGUCAUCCUCACUUUUCCUCCGGACUCCUGAUGUUUCCUCUCAUCCCGUCUGUCUCUCCUGGUGCUGAUCCGACACGAAACCUGCUGGAUUUGGGUCGAUCUGCACCUCCACUGUUCUUGGGACUCUUCAGGGACCGUAAAACAAUAAAGACAAUAAAGGCUCUCAGCUGCUGGACAGGAAACAGAAGACAUCGCAUCACACCACGUUGCCAUGGGAACCGGAGAUGUAUCAGGUCCAUCAAUCAGAGGAAAUGCUGCUUCUUUAUUUUAAUCAUCACAGAAAUGAAAACACUUCUUUGUCAAAAUGAGAAUCAAACUGAACGUUUGCUUCAGCAGAAGUUCAUCUGAGGCCGUUCCAGGUUCUGUAUUGAACACGUGAAUCUGAAAAACUGGACAGUCUGGAACCAGAAAGCCCACAGUGACAAACCUCUGAAGCCUCAUUGAUCCCUGAUCCAUCAGACUGCUGUGUCUCUGAAUUACAGAAAAUCCAUUUCAGCUUCGUCUCUGACCUCCACCGGAUUCUCCUCUUUUUUCUUCCUCGGCGUUCUGGAAAUCAUGAGGAUUAAAUCUCACUUCUAGUGAAAUUUCAUCUGUUUUCUGCAGAAAAGUGAAACUUCUAAAGAGGAGGACCUUCAUCCGCCUGACCUUCAGGCCUUCAUGGAUUCACACCAACCAUUUUCGCCUCUCCCCCCCACGUGCUGUGUGCUGCAACUUGAUGGACGUCCAUCAGUCAGAGGUGGACCUGACAGAACCGGUACCGGCCUUUGGUGAAGCUGGAACUGCGGCAUCCGGCUGUCAGGUAACACGUCACGAUGACGCCCUCUCUCUAGCUCCUCCCCUAAACUUUGGCCUCAUAAGGACGGAGGCGGUGAGCAGACGGAGGCUCACUCUGCUCUGACGGAGAAGACCCUCAGAGAUCCCCAGCCAUGCUCAGCAAGAAGCCAAACGGAGCCGAAGGAUCCUCGGAUGCUGGGAACUCUGAGAAGCCGCUGCACAGCAAGGAAACUCUGAGAGGGGCCGACGAGAACCGUGGAGGUCUGGGAAAGCCGGCCUGCUCCAGGAAGAGAACUGCCACCAUCAUAUUCACCCUGAAAAAUGAGGUGGGGGGUCUGAUCAAGGCCCUGAAACUCUUCCAGGAAAAACACGUCCACCUGGUCCAUAUCGAGUCCCGGAAGUCCAGACGCAGAGACUCGGACUUUGAGGUCUUCGUGGACUGUGACAGCGAGCACGAGCAGAUGAAGGAGCUGACUCAGCUGCUGAGCACGCAUGCUCAGAUCGUGGAGAUCACGCCGUUUGGGGGCUGCUCUCCCCUGGCUGAAGACGACAGGGCUGACGCUCCGGAGGCGGACGGCGUCCCCUGGUUUCCCAAGAAGAUUUCCGAUCUGGACCAGUGUGCAAACCGGGUUCUGAUGUACGGCUCUGACUUAGACGCUGAUCAUCCGGGAUUUAAAGACAGCGUUUACCGCAAAAGAAGACAAUACUUUGCUGAUGUGGCCAUGACCUUCAAACAUGGAAAUCCGAUUCCUAAAAUCCACUACACUGCAGAGGAGGUGUGUACCUGGGGCGUGGUCUUCAGGGAGCUACACAAGCUGUAUCCCAGCCAUGCCUGCAAGGAGUACCUGAAGAACCUCCCUCUGCUGACCAGGGACUGCUGCUACAGUGAAGACAACAUCCCUCAGCUGGAGGACGUCUCAAAGUUCCUGAAGGGGCAGUCAGGGUUCACCAUCCGGCCGGUUGCGGGGUACCUGUCCCCCCGGGACUUCCUGGCCGGUCUGGCCUUCAGAGUGUUUCACUGCACCCAGUACGUCCGCCACAGCUCAGAGCCUUUGUACACACCUGAACCGGACACGUGCCACGAGCUGCUGGGUCACGUUCCUCUGCUGGCGGAGCCCAGCUUCGCUCAGUUCUCUCAGGAGAUCGGUCUGGCAUCUCUCGGUGCCUCGGAUGAUGCCGUUAAAAAGCUGGCCACGUGUUAUUUCUUCACCGUGGAGUUCGGCCUUUGUAAGCAGGAUGGCAAGCUGCGAGCCUACGGAGCCGGACUGCUGUCCUCUGCCAGUGAGCUCAAGCAUUCACUGUCAGGCAAAGCCAACAUCCUCCCCUUUGACCCCAUCCUCACAUGCAACCAGGAGUGCAUGAUCACCACUUUUCAAGAGGCUUACUUUGUCGCUGAAAGUUUUGAGGAAGCCAAGAACAAAAUGAGGGAGUUUGCAAAGACACUUCAUCGUCCUUUUACGGUGCAUUACAACCCUUACACUCAGAGUGUGGACGUUCUGACAAACACCCACAACAUCAACAGCAUGGUCAAGGACAUCCGGCACGAGCUGGACAUCGUAGAAGAAGCUCUGAACCAACUCGGCAAACCCCUGAGAAAAUGAGGACCGUCUGUGGCUCCAUCCUGAAAGGAUUCACUCACACACUAAUGUUCUUCUUGCUUUGAAUAAAGGCUUAAACCCACCGGCCAUUGAAAAUUGGGUGGAGUUUGAUACUGUAGCUUCAGGAUCAACAUGUGUUCUUUUUGAAAUGUUGAUAUUAGGUUUAUAUAUUUAAAACAAUGGGGUCAAGUUUUGGUAAAAAUGUUUGCUUUUCAGAUCUAAACACCAAGAGCUAAAAGUGUUUUAUGAAAACAAUUCAAUUUUAAAGAUUUCAUAUCAUUUUUUGCCUUUUGGCUCCUCCCUUCAGCAAAUCCUCCACAUCAAUCUUUGCCCUCCACAUCCUCCUGGCGCCCACCAUCCAUCCUCAUGUCCUCCUUAACUCCAUCCAUGAACCUCCUCUUUGGUCUUCCUCUAGACCGCUUUUCCUGGUAGCUCCAGCCUCAGCAUCCUUUCACCAACUAAAGUCCUCCUCACUUUCACAGGGACGUUGUGAGAACCAACUGACUUUCCACUCUUCCUCCUCUUCAUCAUCCUUACUGAUCUUUGCUUUUUCCUCCUCUUCUUUUAUUCUGCUCUCCAACAUCUCCUCAUUCACCCGCUCUUCAAAGUUCUCCUCUGUUCUGUCCAUCCCUCUUGUGAAACCUGUCAACGAGUUUCAACUCCUCCCUCAAAGCCACGCAGCACUUCCUUCUUCAACUUCCACCUCUUGCUCCUCUUCAUCUUCUUUACCAACAGGGUCAUCCUCACACCACCAUCUUAAGCUUUCUUCCCAUAUAUUUCUCAACCACAUCUUUGCCAUUUCUGAUCUACUUUACUUCCCAGUGUCUUCUUAUAUGUGCUCUCCUCCCUCCACUUCAACAUGACUCCCUGUCCUCCUGUCUUCUCUGGAAAACUGUCUUCACCACUGCCAUCCCCGUUCUUUUAGCAAACUCCCCCGCCAUGUCUGCAUUCCUGUCCUGAUCACCAAACUUCUCCAUCAUCAUCACCUCCUCAUCUCCUCUGUUUCCUUCACCCACAUGUCUGUCCCACUCACCACUCUCUCCCCCGGAUCUCCCUCCAGAACGUCUCCUACAGCUCACAUCCCAUCUGGGGGACACAUCUCUGACACCAUUCCUCAUCACACCUCCAACCUCCAGCUUCAGACUCCUCAUCCUGCUUGACUCUCCUAACCUCCAGAACAUUCUUAAUGAACUCCUCCUUCAGGAUCUUUGUUCCUCCGUUCCUCUUUCCAUCCACACAUGAAGCUGCUAGAAGCCUGGCUCCCUUUCCAUCUGGCGUCUGCUAGUAGUUGUUUUGUUAUUUGUGAUUUGACUUUAAAUUCAUCUGGUUUUUAUCAUGUUUCUCAUCAUAAUCCAUGUUUUAAGGGUGUACUAUUGUUAUUGUUGGUGGUAUCAAGGAGUUAUGGUAAUUGUUUAAUUUCAUUUCUUCACCUGAAUUAAGAAACUUUAUCCUGGAUUAAAAAAAAAACAUUAAAAUCAAAUACUGCAGUUCCUCAAAAAACCACUAAACCCUGGUUAAAACAUAACAGAACAAUUUCCAACAGACGCCUGUGUUACAAGUCCAGCUUUAAACUAAAAAUAAAUGUAUAUGUAACCAAA
Oryzias latipes (Japanese medaka) is the source of this 4612-nucleotide messenger RNA. RefSeq names its product tryptophan 5-hydroxylase 1. The record is from RefSeq and is a predicted model, not a curated record. Gene Ontology annotation, cellular component: neuron projection. Lineage: Eukaryota; Metazoa; Chordata; Actinopteri; Beloniformes; Adrianichthyidae. Gene Ontology annotation, molecular function: iron ion binding; tryptophan 5-monooxygenase activity. Gene Ontology annotation, biological process: aromatic amino acid metabolic process; serotonin biosynthetic process.